AGCAAGGAAGGGAAGAGCCCCCUGCACAUGGCGGCGAUCCACGGACGGUUCACGCGCUCGCAGAUCCUCAUCCAGAACGGCAGCGAGAUCGACUGCGCUGACAAGUACGGCAACACCCCCCUGCACGUCGCUGCGAGAUACGGCCACGAGCUGCUCAUUAGCACGUUAAUGACCAAUGGUGCUGACACUGCCAGGACCCCCCUGCACUACGCGGCGGCCAACGGCAGCUACCAGUGCACGGUGACGCUGGUGACGGCCGGCGCCGCCGUCAACGAGGCCGACGGCAAAGGCUGCACGGCGCUGCACUACGCCGCCGCCUCCGACACGUACCGCCGGGCCGAGGCUCACUCAGGACCCAGCGAGGAGGAGCCCCUGAAGGAGUCGAGGCUGAAGGAGGCGUUCUUCUGUCUGGAAUUCCUGCUGGACAACGGUGCUGACCCCUCCCUGCGGGACAAGCAGGGCUACACCGCCGUCCACUACGCGGCCGCCUACGGCAACCGGCAGAACCUCGAGCUGCUCCUGGAAAUGUCCUUUAACUGCCUGGAGGAUGUGGAAAGCACCGUUCCAGUCAGCCCUUUGCACUUAGCUGCCUACAAUGGUCACUGUGAAGCCCUGAAGGCUCUGGCUGAGACGCUGGUGAACCUGGACGUGCGGGACCACAAGGGCCGCACCGCGCUCUACCUGGCCACGGAGCGCGGCGCCAGCGAGUGCGUGCAGGUGCUCACCAGCCACGGCGCCUCCGCCCUGGUCAAGGAGAGGAAGAGGAAGUGGACGCCUCUCCACGCUGCAGCUGCCAACGGGAACACGGAUUCCCUGCACCUCCUGAUCGACAGCGGCGAGCGGGCGGACAUCACCGACGUCAUGGACAUCCACGGCCAUUUCCUGGUGGUCUCCAUUGGGGCGGUGACGGGCUGCGAGGACUGCCUGGCUGCCCUGCUGGACCACGAUGGAUCUGCGGUGACGGGCUGCGAGGACUGCCUGGCUGCCCUGCUGGACCACGAUGCCUUUGUCCUGUGCCGGGACUUCAAGGGGCGCACCCCGAUCCACUUCGCCUCGGCCUGCGGGCACCUGGAGGCGCUGCGGGCGCUGCUGCGCGCCGCGCUGGCCACCGACCCGCUGGACGCCGGCGUGGACUACAGCGGCUACUCGCCCAUGCACUGGGCCUCCUACAGUGUGUUUUUUGGGUCCCUCAUGGACUACAGCGGCUACUCGCCCAUGCACUGGGCCUCCUACAGUGAGUUCCUGCUGUUCCAAGCAAAAGCAAAUAUUACUGUGCUGGAUGUCAACAAGAACACAGCUCUUCACCUGGCCUGCAGCAAGGGCCAUGAAAAGUGUGCCUUGUUGAUCCUGGGGGAAACCCAAGACCUUGGCCUUAUCAAUGCAAGUAACAGUGCUCUGCAGAUGCCGCUGCACAUCGCGGCGAGGAACGGCCUGGCCUCGGUGGUGCAGGCCCUGCUCAGCCGCGGGGCCACCGUGCUGGCUGUGGAUGAAGAAGGUGCGUGUGCCCCGGGGCCCUGGGGGACUGCAGAGUCCUGGGGAGCGCCCAGAGCCCGGGAGGGGCUCAGCCACAGCCACCCGGAUCCGGCCUGCGGGGCGCUGCCGGUGCCGGCCCGCGGGGCGCUGCCGGUGCCGGCCUGCGGGGCGCUGCCGAACGGCUCCUCCUGCCCCUACUCCAAGGAACGCCACAGCGCCAUCGGCCUGGACGGCUGCUACUCGGAGUGACCUCCCUCCCCCCGGCCACGGGUGACCUGAUAUCUUAUUCUAUUUAUUUAGAAAUUCUAUAAAUAUAGGGCACUUUAAAGGAGAACAAGACCGGGCGGGCCCAGCCUGGGGGGGUGGGGGUGAGGCCAAGAGUUCGGGGCUUUGUGUGGUCCCGAUGGGGCCAGGGCUGUGCCAGUGCCGGUCCCUGCGCCCUCCCUGGCUGGGCAGGGCUGGAAGGGGCAGGGCUGGGGCUGGCACAUCCCUGGCACGGAAAGGAGAGGAUUGGGGCUGGCAAAACGUGCCCCUGUGCCCUGCCAAUCCUCCCUGGCUGGGCAGGGCUGGAAGGGGCAGGACUGGGGCUGGCACAUCCCUGGCACGGAAAGGAGAGGAUUUGGGCUGGCAGGAUUUGGGCUGGCACGUUCCUGGUACCCUCCCAACCCUCCCUGGCUGGUAGGAUUUGAGCUGGCACAUCCCUGGCAUGGAAAGGAGAGGAUUGGGGCUGGCACAUCCAUUGUGCCCUCCCAACCUUCCCUGGCUAGCAGAAUUUGGGCUGGCACGUUCCUGGGAUGGAAAGGAGAGGAUUGGGGCUGGCACAUCCCUGGCAUGGAAAGGGCAGGAUUUGGGCUGGCAGGAUUUGGGCUGGCACAUCCCUGGCA
Molecule: messenger RNA, 2357 nt
Organism: Passer montanus (Eurasian tree sparrow)
Lineage: Eukaryota; Metazoa; Chordata; Aves; Passeriformes; Passeridae
Product: serine/threonine-protein phosphatase 6 regulatory ankyrin repeat subunit C-like
Exons: 16
Molecular function (GO): protein binding
Source: RefSeq, a predicted model, not a curated record